CAAUGGUUCACUGGUUUUGUAGCCCAUCAUUAUGUUUUAAUAACUUUAGAAGCAAAACUACUAACGGAGAACGUAUUAAGUUUUACAGGCUUCCUAAAGAUGUUUCUUUACAGAAAGAAUAUAUUCGAAUUUUACAUACAAAAGGAAUGAAUUUCAAAAAUGGGCAUUUUUGUUGGGAACAUUUUUCAUCUGGAAUUAGAGAGUUAUGCACUGAUAUUCCAGACAUAGCUGCACCACCAAGCCAAAUUGCUAUAAUGAAACGAAAAUACACAAAUGCUCUGACCAAAAUGACUACAUCACAAAAAGCGACUGAAGCUGAAAAAAAAAAUUUGAAAAGUGAUUUAUUACGAAGCAUUGCAGGGUAUAUACCUGCACUUUUUCUUGAAACAAAUUUAAAUAGAGCUUCAACAUUGUGUAAAUUAUCCGCCUUUUUUAUAGCUUUUUCUUCAUUUACUACAAUUGCAAUGCUCACUGCAAUAGCUCUUUCAAGAAUGGUACUACUAAGUACAUGUUUUCUUCACAGUCAAGUUAAUUACAAAACACUAUUCAUAAAAAUCGGAUUACUCUCGUGGAUAUAUGGUUUUACGUGGGCUACUAUGCCUUUUUUGGGAUUUUCUUCCUACACACUUGAAAAUACAAAUUCUCGAUGCUCAAUUGAUUUUUUUCCUAAAACUAAAACUGAGAAGGUUUAUUUGAUCUUAUUGAUUGCGUUUGGAUUUUUAAUUCCCAUCAUAACAAUUAUAACUUCAUGUUUAUAUACAGCCAACGUAAUGCGCUCACAAUACAACUACUUUUAUAUGAUAUAUGGUAAAAAUAAUGUGGAAACAAAAAAAUAUAAAGUAAAGGAAAAGAAAGCAUUUUCAUCAUUUUUACUAAUGGUGUUAUCUUUUAUAGUUUGUUGGACACCCUACGCAACAGUUGGUUGUUUUUCCGCUUUUACGUCACUUGUAAUUCCAAAUUGGCUACUUCACUUUGCUGCAUUUUUUGGAAAAUGUUCUGCUUUAGUAAAUCCUGUUAUUUAUUAUUGGAAAGAUAGUUUACUGAACCACUAUUUUAAAAGUAAAAGAUUGCAAAUUAUGAAGUUACUUUUUAGACGGAGUGAAGAUAAUUUAACAAUCUUACCAAUCAAAGAAAACUAAAUUAUUAUUUGGUUUAAUAACAAACAUAUUUUAGCGUGAUUUAAAGUAUAAAGGAAUCGAAAUUUAUGCAAAGUACAGAA
This is a messenger RNA of Hydra vulgaris (swiftwater hydra), 1219 nucleotides long. RefSeq names its product melanopsin-B. Lineage: Eukaryota; Metazoa; Cnidaria; Hydrozoa; Anthoathecata; Hydridae. The record is from RefSeq and is a predicted model, not a curated record. Gene Ontology annotation, biological process: phototransduction; cellular response to light stimulus; G protein-coupled receptor signaling pathway. Gene Ontology annotation, molecular function: G protein-coupled photoreceptor activity. Gene Ontology annotation, cellular component: plasma membrane; photoreceptor outer segment.